AUGGACUGUCAGUGGAUGAUGCCGAGAUCGGUAGAGCUGGACUUUCUCCAGCCUUCCUAUGACGGCCAACGGGUGAACUCAUACACCAGCGAGGACCCGCUCAUGUGGCAGGAUUCGCCGUCACUAAAGCCCCAGCCAGAACCAAAGGGGGGUUAUAUCUCGCAGGCUUCUGUCAAUCCUCCAACGAAUCCUGAUGAUGAGAAGGCUGCAAAACAGGAUAACCAUGAAUUCUCACCUCGUCUGCCCACGUUCAACCCUAUAUGGCUUAGCAAGACUUGUCUCGGCGGAUUUAUCGUGGCUCUAGUUCUCAUUGGCAUUGCUCUUGGCCUUGUCUACCAUUUUGCCGAAACUGAUAAUGGGUUCGUACUACUUCUCAACGAUCGCUAUUCCUGGGCGUACGGUCCAACUGUAGUCCUGGUUCUUAUUGCUGGUCUUUGGCGUCAAGUUGACUACUGGUGCAAAUGCCUGGGUCCCUGGCGAGAAUUACGACAGGGAUGGGUGUCUGCGGACAAGUCCCUAUUUCUGGACUACGUUGGUCAAAUUCAUAUUUUCGGGUGCUGGACCGCCUUGAAGAACAAACACUGGACUGUGUCGGCUUCUAUCGUUGGUGUUUUGCUUUUGAAAUUGAUGAUGGCAUUUGCCUCCGCGCUUUUGGUUCUCCAGCCUGCAAAAGUGCGCAGUGGCUCAAUCCCGGUUUACGAGGUUGGCAUGAACUCGAGCGUUCCACAUUUUGAAGGCAUCAAUUUUUUCAGCCCAACCUAUGCUUAUUAUGGAGUACUGGCGCAUGGCUUGGCCUAUCCCAAAGGAACGUCCUCUAAAUUCGUCGUGCCAAAUAUCUACCCAAAAUAUCCUCUACCCGACGGCACCACUCGUAUUGCGGCCAACGUCACGGGCUACUGGCCAAGCCUGGACUGCCAGCCCGGAAGUCUGAAUUGGACCAUGCUAAGCCCGGAUCCCGAUGCCCAUGAUGAUAAAGAUAGAGUUAGAUUUCGCUUCGAAGCUGAGGAUGGCCGUUGCUCUGUCGGUAAAUUGAACCCGGAUACUGCCGUAUUCUCCCUGAAUGAUCACUUGCGCGAGAUACUGCCAGAAAAAUUGAUUUAUCCUCGGAUGGCAAACCUGUACGCUAACUGCACUGGCAACGAAACGAACCCCGAUGUUCAUCCGUCACUGCGUCUGCUGUUUACCAUCCUAAACGUUCGAAAUACCCAGGACCUAAAGCCUAACGCAGAAGCACUUCUACGUUCAGCCGACGACGUGAAAGUCGCAAAUUCGGCCUCUGUUGAGGUUAAGAGUGCCACGGCCAUUCUGUGCAAGCAAAAUCUGAGCGGCAAGCGAGCGAGAGUCGAAUUAGACCCCUCUGAUGCAGAUACUCAGAGAGGACCGGGGCUUGACGUCACUCCUAUCUCUACCAUGUCUACUCAGACAUUGCUGCAAGGGCGGUCCAUGGAUGAACUAGCUAAUAAUUACUUCCAGAUGAUGUGGAGAUUUAUGGCAGGCGCUCCCAACCUUCUUGGAAUGGAUAAGGCGACGGAGGAUGCUUAUAGGCCCUUUUUUCGUCUCAUGCUAGCGGAGAGCGACAGCCCUGAUUACGAGUCGUUUCUAGACAUCAAGCGCCUCACAACCAGCGCGGCCAACGUCUACAUCGGUCUGGCAGUCCAGUCGAUAUACUAUAUUCUUCAUACUUAUCUCAAAUCGCCGGAUCAAGAGAUCUCUGGGGAGGCUUUCCGCAAUGAAAACCGCUUGUUUGUGCAAAAAAUCCCAAUUGGUGUGAUGGUUACCUGCGUUGCUCUCAUGAUCUGCAUUUCAGUGGGCGUGAUUAUGACUCGUCCAUUCGAUGUUGUUCCUCGGAGUCCAGAUAGUAUUGGUGCCAUCGCGACCUUUCUUCCCAACAGCAAAUUGACGAGAGUGCUUGCUGGAACUGCCAAUUGGCCUUUCGCGCGACUUAGCGAAACUCUCAAAGGACAUCGAUUUCGGACUCAUUUGGAACCGUCGCCCACUGAUCGUUAUGCGAAACCUUCGAAACCAACGUUUACUAUUGAUGUGGAUCCCCAGGAUGGGUCCGAGAAGCAGCAAACUCCGGAUGAAAAAGCACCCGAGGUGUUGGAUAACACGCCGCAGAAGAUCUGGACGCCCCUGGCGUAUAGCUUUCCUUUUCGUUUGCUUGUGUUGAUAUCCCCGCUUGCCGUGAUAAUCGUCAUCGAGACUCUGCAGCAGGUAUCUGCUAAAAAUGACGGAUUCAUGGACGUUCCGAGGGACUCGAGUGUCCUCUUCUGGAGCAAAUUCAUUACCUCCGGAGUGAUGAUUUCCCUUGGUCUUAUGUAUGGUACCUUCGAUUUUGGGCUUGCAUUGCUUGCCCCCUACCGCCUACUCAGUCAAGGUAGUCCCGCAAGUAAGCGCGCUAUUUUUGCGAAUUAUCUUCGCGAUAUACCUGUACUUGCACUUUGGAAAUCAUUAUCCGAUCGUCAACUUGCUGUGUUCUUCAGUCUUUUCGCUACUCUCGCUGCAAGUGUGUUCACGAUUGCCGCAUCAGGACUGUACAUCGUUGAUUACCAGGCAAGUCCAUCUAACACUUUAAGUCGGACUAUGUCAGUCCAACGAAGUGAUGUGUUCGACUUGACUUGGCCCAACGCUUACAAUGAUAGUCAUGCAGGCACCGUUCUUAAUCUCAUCGAGCAGUCAAAUCUUACCUUUCCUCGGUUUACGUAUGACAAUUUGGUUUUUCCGGUCAUUUCGUCUCCAGUGUCCUUUGAACAGAGAGGAUACAGCUCCGGCCAGGUCAACGGACAUAUGACUCUUCGCGUACCCGCUCUCCGCCCGCAGCUUGAUUGCAAGCCUCUCAACACCGCUACCUUAUAUAAGGGUAAAACCUCAUCAGCGCUAGAGCCCGAGAAACAGGUACCGUACGCCAGUCUUCAGACCACCAUCGAUCUCGAAACCAUGUACCCGAAAUGCAAGCGCGGUCGAGCGUACGGAGAUGAGAAUUUGUUCAAUUUCAACAGCACAAUUUACUUUCCCGAGAGACAAAUUAAGGACGGACCCAUCCUUCAGAGACCCGUUUACGGUGGUUUUCUUUUCGAUCUACAUCUCGGGGAUAUACUUGAUAACGAGAAUGUCAGCUCGCGAUAUGAAAAGUUCAAAAAUUGGGGAAAUGACGAUCUUUUUGCCGACUGGUACUCGUAUAGCGAGUAUCCCUUCUAUACGGAGGACAAUUGGGAAAAGGGACAGAACCCAGAGGGGUGUCCUAGCAUCGGGUUCAGUUUCGGUGCAUUCAUCCCACUCUCGACCAACAUGACAUACGUUACGAGUGGAGUUUGCGAUCAGUAUAUAGAGGAAGUUAUCACCGAAGCCCGGUUUAUUCUCCCUAGCCUCGAGCUCGACCCGUCGAACCCGCCCGUCCCCGAUGAGUCGACUGCCCAUGUCCUCGGCAACGGCCACGGGUUCGACAUGCGACAAUACCGCCCACAAUAUAACAUGGAACAGAGCAUGCUCUACUUCAAUGCGAAUGCAUCCGGAUACAUGGACACAUUCUACCAAGUCGUUGUCAACGGCAUCGACGGCAUCCCUGAAUCGGACCUCGUGGGAAAAGACAAUAUCUCUCGGCUCCUCAACGCUACCAGAGAUCUCUACAGCAAGUACAUGGCGCUCGCCAUAUCCUACAACAUGCGCCAGAACACAACCUUCAAAGACGACGAUCUCGGCAGCGCCGCGUCACGCUCGAUUCAGGGUCAAAACGACGAUUCCAGCUUCGAGGCUUCGGUCGUGUAUCCCUCCGCGCGAUUAAAGAUUGACCGCCGGGCUAGUCUCGUGCUGGAGGUUCUACUGGCUUUUGCCUUUGUCUGUAGUGCGAUUGCUUGUGCGCUGGCCUGGACUCCCGUCUUUAUCAUGCAGAAUCCCGGCCAGAUAUCAGGUGCCGUGGCCUUGGUGGCUGGAAGUACGCUGGCUUCGCGUAAGGUUGUACCGGAAGGAACGGAGUGGUUGAAUACUAAACAAACCCAAGAGCGGAAUAUCUUCGAUGGAUUGCAAUUGAGGCUGGGCUGGAUAGAUGAUGAUGAUGGUAAACGGCGGUAUGGGAUCGAUGUUGAUAAUCGGGAAUCUGCUUGA
Messenger RNA from Aspergillus affinis, 4101 nucleotides. Its product is annotated as DUF3433 domain-containing protein. The record is from RefSeq and is a predicted model, not a curated record. Lineage: Eukaryota; Fungi; Ascomycota; Eurotiomycetes; Eurotiales; Aspergillaceae. Bases 1 to 4101 code for a protein of 1366 amino acids. The transcript has 4 exons.